CAAAUCUUGUCAGGCAGCUAGAAAAAGGUAUUAGAAGAAAGACGAGAAUUUACUGCUCUGUCGACGGACAGUUGCAUCGGGAAGUAGAAAAAAGUAAUUUCGCUCAUUUAAGUGUGUUUAAUGUAAUAUUAACAAUGCUAUUAAUUUAGAUUGAACCCUGCCAACAGUGAAUCGAGUGAAGUAAGAGCGGAAUCGUUGGAUUUUACGUUAUUUUUUAGUUUUUUUUUCUUGUUACUUGUGUGCCUGGCUGGCUUUAAGUGGAAAUCAGAGGAGGAUUCAGUCUCGUCACUCGGUGGUCUCUUUCUAACCAGUGUGGUGGAUUAUAACCGCAUUAGCAGUGUGUGUGCGGUGUUUCCGCUUCUGAAAAAGUGUGAGUGCUGUUCAUAUAUGUCAGACUGCAAUCCAAAAAUUCGCUCCUCGUUGAAGACUUCCGCGAGAAAGUUUUUUUUAAUACAUUUUUAGUGAGUGAUGUGCAAAUUUUGACAAAAGUAACUAAAGGCAGAUAAGUUUCUACGGUAGUGUCGUGCAAUACACCCAGAAUAACCGUCUUAAUUUGACGGUUUAAAAUGACAACCAUCGAACGGUGCCGCUAUGUCAGGAAACCAGAAAAUUGAAUAAUUGCAGAUUAAGGAGUGAUGGCUGAAGGGCCCUAGUAGAAGAAAAAAGGUUCGACUAGAAAAUCGAACAUUUUCCGCCGACUAUUUGUUGUUAGAUUGACUGUCUUCGUUACGCCCACAUUACCCGAAAAAAAGUGUGCAAAAGAUAGUGCCGUUGGUGGAAAACUUUUACUGGCAGACGAUUCUUUUAUGUUCUUCAUUUUCAAGCCUAACUAUGAUUCCAGUGUUGCCGGCGUUCACUUAAAGAUGUUUCGAAAAAUUUGAGUUAAAGUUUUAUUGUUGUAGAUAUAUCUUGAAUCAAGAUUCUACUCGAUGAACGUUAUAUGAUUAUUAAAGCCCUAAUUUCCAACGUUUUAAAGUUCAACCAAAACAAUACAUGCAUAGAGUUCUGUUACGGAAAUCUAAAGCUUCGCACGGUAUCAGACUUUCAAAUUUUUCACUUUUGUCGCGCUAAAUGGUGGACAUGUCAUGAGAAUUAACAGAAUCGAAGAUAGAAUGGAUGAAAACAGUUCGCUGAACCACCAGAAUGGUGCUGGUGGCCAGCUGAGCGGAAUCGGCGGCGCCGGAGCCGGUGGUAUUCAAAGCGGUGGCGUUGGCCUUGGAGGAAUGAUUAACAAUUCGACUGGCGGCAUGAACAACAACAACAAACCUGUCGGUCUCGGGGGAACCGGAAGUGGUGGUAGCGGGCAGGACGACCAAAACAAUAAGGCAGCGCCUACCCAGUACUCAAUUCCUGGUAUUCUGCACUUCAUUCAACACGAAUGGGCCCGGUUCGAGCUAGAACGGUCUCAGUGGGAUGUCGAUCGUGCCGAAUUACAGGCAAAAAUAGCAGUACUUUUAGGCGAACGAAAAGGUCAGGAAUCUCUCAAAUCUGACCUUAUUAGGCGUAUAAAAAUGUUGGAAUAUGCACUGAAGCAAGAAAGAGCGAAAUUCCAUCGGUUAAAAUACGGUGUCGAUCCACCCAUGAACGAUAUUAAACCUCCUUCGGAUGAGCCAGGUAUCGGCACUGAAGUCGCACCAGAUCCCGAAGUACCGUACAGUUCUGUGUCCAACAUAACAUGGAGGCAAGGCAGACAAUUACUGCGCCAAUAUCUACAAGAGAUUGGAUACACCGAAACAAUUCUUGAUAUUCGUUCGACCCGAGUCCGUUCGUUACUAGGGCUGAACAACAACAGCGAACAAGAGGAGAAUGUGAAUCCGAAUAUCAACGGUGGAAGCGAAAACAACAAGCGUGCUAGUGAGUCACAAGGCCGCCGAACCCCGGCGAAAAAAUCCCAACCAUCUUCAAUGACUGAAGCAAUGAUCAUGGACUCAGAAGCAGCGGUCAUAGCAAAUUUUGAAUUCCUGGCCCAAGCCGAUGCUGAGAUGUCCGAUGAUGAUGAUCUAUCGGAUGAACUUGGUGGCGAGAAUGAAGAAACGGACAUGAAAACGACAAAGCGAAAAGCCAAAGGUGUUACUAUGAAUGACGAUGAUGUCGAUGCAGAAGCGGAUGAAGUAAUCAAUGAAUUGAAUCUGUUAACAGAAGGUGAGGACAACAAUUUGACUGAAUGCAGAAAAAUUGACGGAGGGGAUUUAUUUGUUGGCUAUAAUAAACCCACCAUACCUCGUCAUCCCACGAUACCAGGUAUCACUAACGACGAGGAAGUGGAUUCGUCCCUUGGACUAGGAGAAUUGGCACAGCUGACUGUCAACAAUGAAGCCGAAUCGACAUACGAGGUCUCAAAUACGAAGGAGCCGUAUCGCAAAACCUGGAAUGCUAAGUACACACUCCGGUCGCACUUUGACGGAGUUCGUGCUUUGGCUUUCCAUCCACAAGAACCAGUUCUGAUAACUGCCUCUGAAGACCACACACUCAAGUUGUGGAAUUUACAGAAAACCGUGCCAGCCAAAAAAUCAGCUAGUCUCGAUGUGGAACCUCUUUACACGUUUCGCUCGCAUAACGGCCCGGUCUUAUGCUUAGCAAUGUCAGCGACCGGGGAACAGUGCUACUCAGGCGGUUUAGAUGGCGCCAUCAAUUGUUGGAAUUUACCAAAUUCCAAUAUCGACCCGUAUGACAGCUAUGACCCUGAAGUCAUGAAAUGUACGCUGGACGGACACACAAAUGCCGUAUGGGGUUUGGCGGUAAAUCACACAAAGAACAGCCUUGUAUCAUGUUCCGCUGAUGGUACUGUUAAGUUAUGGUCACCUUCUGGUAAGAUUCCACAAUUGAAUACGACGUUCACCUCCGAAACUGAAGGCACCCCAACGUCGGUUGACUUCGUACGAGAUCAAACAGAUAGAAUCGUGGUCGCCUAUAGCAGUACUCAUUGUAUUAUCUACGAUACAGAAACCGGGCGGCAAGUAGUUAAACUGGAAGCAAGUCAAGAAAUGACAGGAAAUGUAGGGAAACACAUCAACAAAGUGGUAAGCCAUCCUACGCUACCGAUUACAAUUACGGCCCACGAAGAUCGCCACAUCCGUUUCUGGGACAACACAACCGGUUCUCUGAUACAUUCAAUGGUGGCUCACCUGGAUGCUGUCACCAGUCUAGCUAUCGACGCUCAUGGGUUGUAUUUGCUGUCUGGCUCGCAUGACUGCUCGAUCCGAUUGUGGCAUAUGGACAACAAGACGUGCGUACAGGAAAUCACAGCACACCGCAAAAAGUUCGACGAAAGCAUAUUAGAUGUCGCAUUUCAUCCAUCAAAACCGUAUAUCGCUAGUGCCGGUGCUGAUGCAAUAGCUAAAGUGUUCGUUUAAUGUGUACUAUACCCUAUUGUCCACAAUGGCAAAAUCAAGUAAAUAAAACAAGCAAACAAACUCUUUAUACCUACUAUAAUGUAAAGCAAGAAAGCAGAAACGCGAACAAGGCAAAAAUGCAGGCCAACGAAGGCAUUGUACGAGAAGGAGACAAAAUAAUAGAAGAAGGUAGUUGUUUUUAAUUAUCACGAACAUUCUAGUUACAAAAUAUAACAAAUAACAAAUUAAAGAAUGAUAAGCAGAUAAUAACUGAGUAAGAAAAAAUAUGCAUGAUAAUUUUUACAUAAACGCAAAAAAAAACACAUAAAUACACAAAAUAACAACACAUAGACAAACUCAAACAACCAAGUAGUUGAAUGGUAACAAAAUCUGAGCAAUUGAACGAUUGAAAGUGAAAUGAUGACUUUUAAUCAAAUGGCCACACGCAAAACAGCCAUCUCACAACUAUUCGCAGAAGUUGCCAACGAGCGAGCUAGCAAAAAUUAAACCGAAAGGUUAUUUCCAGUAAACGAAUUCUUUAUACAGAUAAUUUAUGAAUAAUGCAAUAGCACACGAGGUAACAAACAAAUAUAUCGGAAUACAAUCAAUUGCAAAAUCUGCACAUUUUACGUACUUUGUUUUCGAUUGCUGAAAAAACACAAAUGGUUUCACCUCAGUUUUCUUUGUCCUCGUAUCUCUUUUUCUUCUUUUGUCAAGGAAGCCUCGUUCCGUCUGUCGUUAAAUUGUUUCUGGUGACCGGCUAAUGGUCUGACGUAUAUUCCCAACGUAAAUAGUGUGCGUUUUAUGUUACUAUAACAAAACAGGACAAAACACGUUACUAAGCAGAAAUGUUAAAUCAUGAAAAAGAAACAGCAAGAAUAGAAGGCACCCACACACAUUCAUGGAUUUCAACGUGAGUUUUAGAUCUUAGUGUAGAAAGUGAUAAGAAAUGAUAUAAUAUGAGAAUAAAACAUGAAAAAACUAUGUGUAACAAAUGUAGACUCUUACACAGAGAGAAAUAGUGGUUAGGAUUUGAGAUAUAAAUGAUGCAAAAAAAAACAACCAGUAGUCACCGCAAUUUCGAGUACGUCAACUUCUGCAGAGGAGGUAAAUUCUCGGCAAAGCACGACAACAUUUUUGGCCGUACCAAUCUUCAUAUAUCAAAAGCCGAACCCUUCUGUGCUGCCUGUCGGAUGCAGAAUAUAAGGGAAAUCAAAGUAAUAAAUGUAUUUAUUUUACUCAUAUUCGUAAUACGUUGUUAAUUAAUGAUUUGAUUUAUUAAAAAUAAAGUAUAGAUUAAUUACACUUUA
Wyeomyia smithii (pitcher-plant mosquito) is the source of this 4642-nucleotide messenger RNA. RefSeq names its product striatin-3 (gene Cka). The transcript has 8 exons. Bases 1086 to 3353 code for a protein of 755 amino acids. Gene Ontology annotation, molecular function: protein binding. The record is from RefSeq and is a predicted model, not a curated record. NCBI's taxonomy places the organism in Eukaryota, Metazoa, Arthropoda, Insecta, Diptera, Culicidae.